AUGCCAGCAAAAAGUAGGGCUUCCGGAGGGGCGUCUGGACACCAUGAAAGCGGUGCCUACUACGCGGGGCUCUACUUGUGCGCCAUUGAAUACAUAGAUUCCCUAACGCGCUCCAUGGAAAUGCGGAGGCAAGCAUUUUUAACCCCAAACAUCAUCAAUGAGCACCCCUUCCCCCAGGACGCGGAUGUGGCCGGGAAAACCCGUGAAGAAAUGAAAAUCUGGUAUUCGCGGCUCGUGGCUGAGCCUGGGCUCAAGCGCGACGUAGCUCAUGGGUCUUAUAGCUCCACUAUGAACAGUCUUUUUCUAAAACUACAGGCAAUCCUAAUGAGCCUUAUUCGCAACGAUGAAUACCGCUAUUUCUUUAUGCUGCGGGUAGAUGAGAAGGAGCAUCAAGCGCCUGGCUACUAUUAUCGGACGCCUGCCCCCAUGCACUUUCUAGCGAUUCUUGCACGAAUAUAUGAGACGCGAAGCCAACUGGAAAGCAAUACACUAUUUCUCCAGUAUGAUUGGCGGGAUAUACCUCAGGAGAGCGAAGGUGAUAACAGCCUUGAGGCUAGCGAUAACGGCUUAGACGGGGAAAAGAUAGCAGACAGGCAAGGCCCUUCAGGAGAGACUCCAGAGAGUAAUAGAGAAGGAGCGGAGACCAAGCCGCCCAAUGUAACGACAACAGUGGCGGUAACAGAUCUUUUCUUAACAUAUAAAAGAGCAGACUACGGAGACGUCUUAAUGAAAGUUGAACUGAUUCGGAAAUUGAGUCUCGAGGAGAUACAGAACGUUGAUAAAAAGAGUAUUAUCGACUGGUGUUAUCGGAUAGGAGCGAUGGCGGCAAAUAAAUGUGAUGAGGAGCGAAGGCCCAAGCCAUACAGAUCUGCCCAGGAGCUUCUGCGCGACCUCUUACUCAUUGCUUUCAAUGCACGGCGCUAUAAUUCAUUAGACCACUUUCUACAUAAAAUGGGUGGUUCGAUGCUUGCAGAUAUCCGCUCGGCCUGGAAGCGAGAAUUUAGUGACAUGCCUGAUUGUUUCAGUCAUUUCGUCAGCGAGGAGGCCGAGGAGCUCUUGUACCACAUGCUUGCAAAUGCGUAUAUGAGUGACAUGCUUCCGUACGCACCAAUCGAGCCGUCUAAGAGCCGUCGUUCCUCUGGAACAGUCCCUCAGGUUAGCGUUAUUCAUCGCCGUCCGCCGCCCCCUGCAGAAGCACCGGGAGAGCAGCGCCCUCCGCGCACACGGGGCUCAGUUAGCAGCACCCCGGUUCCUAAGCCCUCAGCUGAGUGCCCUCCAAAAUCCAGCGGGGGUGACGGGGCCUCCGAUAGUCAAAGUUUUCUUGGCAUUGACGUAGACGAAGAACACUCCUCGCAGGCAGUUUCUCAGCCUUUAGAUAACGAUGCUGGCGAGCGGGACGCCCUUUUAGAUGAAAUCAGAACAAUGAUAACAUAUAUUAUGAAUAAUAAGAAGAGUGAGCAUGAGGAUAUUGUUUAUUCGGAGAUGGUCAACGCUAGAGACGUGUGUGGCUUUAAUAAGACCGACGACCUUCACGCAGUCCCCGUAGAGCGAUUGCGGUUAUUCAGCAAUAAACUAAUGCAGGUGAUAGACAAGUAUCCAGACUACUUUAUUAGGCAGUACGGUGCGCCGGAUUCAGUCUAG
Molecule: messenger RNA, 1641 nt
Organism: Giardia duodenalis
Lineage: Eukaryota; Fornicata; Diplomonadida; Hexamitidae
Exons: 1
Coding region: 1-1641 (546 amino acids)
Molecular function (GO): protein binding
Source: RefSeq, a predicted model, not a curated record